AUGGAGUUUUCGACAGUGUUUCGUGGUUUUAAUGGCGCCCAACCUGCGCCAAAUGGUUCUUUAAUAGCAUCGAUCGUUCACCCCAAACUAAUUCUUCGAUCAACAACCACUCUCCAGGUAAAGCGGACAAUAAAUCUAAAUCCCGAGUUUGCAUCACGAAUAAACUUUGUCAGAUGGUCUCCAUACUUGGACGGAUCCUUCUCUUCGCCAGCAUGGCAUGGCAUUCCAUUGAUAGGGAAAAGAAGAAGCGGGAUUGAUAAGUCAGAGUCAGAAGGUGGAGGACGGCAAAGAAUUCUGGUAGCAGACGAACAAUCAAUACAUGUAUAUGAUGUCGACGAUGAGAAAUGGACCGUUUGUAUCAACCAAGGAUUCGGAGGAAUUAAGAAUGUCGAGUUUGGUAGAAAUGCGGAUGAAGUGGUUGUAUUUUCAGAAUUUCAGCUCAAGGUAACUGUGUGGAAUCUGAAUACAUCAAAACAAAUCGAGAUUCUUAACCCCAAGUUCCCGACAAAGGGUUAUGGCUAUCGCCCCUGCACCUCUCACUAUGCCCUGCUUACGCGUUCGGCAACACACGACGUUAUCAGUGUCCAUCAACACACUACCUAUAAACUGGCAUCAAGCUUUCAGCUUCCUACCUUGGACGCCCAAGGCCUCAAAUGGUCUCCAUGUGGGCGUUGGAUUGCGGUAUGGGACUCUGCCGCUUCUGGAUAUAAGGUUUUGGUGUACACCGCGGACGGACAUCUUUAUAGGACCUAUGAGAAGCCAUGUGAGGGUUUAGGUGUCAAGAGCGUGGAGUGGAGUCCAGGCGGGGAUUUUUUGACGAUUGGAAGUUAUGACGGACGAUUGGCAUUCUUGAGCAACUAUACUUUUUCUCCGGUAAUUGAGAUGAAUCAUACGAGAACUAUCCGACUCCCAGGGGUAACUGUAUGGUCUGAAUGUAUCAAGUCUCCAAAGGAACGUUAUUACGCCCAAGUUCAACAACCCACGACGCUGCCAAUGAUUACACCUAACCCAGGAGACACUCAGCCUAAGAAUGGCAUCUCUACAAUUGCUUUUAAUAAGCCUGAUGGGAAUCUUAUUGCAACCCGAAAUGACAGUAUGCCAACAACGGUUUGGAUCUGGUCCCUAAAACUACUUAGACCAUAUGCAGUUUUGGUCCAAAUGAACCCUAUUAAGUCUAUUAGCUGGCAUCCUACUAUACCAGACCUUUUGAUGAUCCAGUGCACUCCCGACAACACUGCCGGAGAACAAUCGAAAUCGCAGGGUGUCGUUUAUCUUUGGAGUGCAACAUGGUCGCAACCUAGGGCAGUCACAGUUCCGAUGGAUCAUCUUUCUGGGACUACAUGGGCGAGGUGGAUUCUCACAGCACCGCCAACAGGUAACGCCGCUACCACUUCAAGUACUGCGUCUACAAGUCCCCAACCAUGGGGUAAUUCUGGAAUCGAUAGAAGGAGUCGGAGUCCUGAAAAAGAUGUUGACAAGAAACCAAUGCUAUUGUUUGGGGAUAAGGAUGGAUACACUGUUGGAUGGGUUGAUGAUGAGCCAAUUCCCGAAGAGGAAGAGGGCGUAGAUGGAACAAUGGAUGAUCGAUAUGGGUUUCCGUUGGCUGGCAAGAGGUCAUGGGACCCAGUUGACUGGGAAUACUUUUCGCCGAGCCACGUUCUGCCAAGGCGUGCAUUAUCUUCUGCAUCACAAGUAACGAAGUCUUACAUUCGACAAGAAACACGUGGAGGUGGUAGCAGAGGAGGGUUAGGAAGCGUUUCUGGGGUAUCUGGAGAGCCCCAGAAUACCCGUUCCCAGUCAAAUGGCAAGGAGGAAGAUUCUUUUGAUUACAAUUCCCGCCACAAUCUCAGAGUGAGAUCAUAG
Molecule: messenger RNA, 1863 nt
Organism: Morchella importuna
Lineage: Eukaryota; Fungi; Ascomycota; Pezizomycetes; Pezizales; Morchellaceae
Exons: 5
Coding region: 1-1863 (620 amino acids)
Biological process (GO): mitotic sister chromatid segregation; protein localization to mitotic spindle pole body; microtubule anchoring at mitotic spindle pole body
Cellular component (GO): microtubule organizing center; mitotic spindle; MWP complex
Molecular function (GO): protein binding
Source: RefSeq, a predicted model, not a curated record